AUGGAUAGGCGACAAUUCGGAGGGUCGGUGCAUUGCACGGGAUCCGACACCACUGCGAACCGCUCUGCACCGAGCUCCGACGCGCCGGUUCAUCGCACGGGAUCGGCUGUCGCUAAGAAGAAGAAACUCGUGCAGACUCGUCCUGUCGUAUCAGGUUCAAGAUCCCCCCAACCUGUCUCUCCCCGAGCCUCCUCUCCGAAGCAUGGCCCCGCUUCACCCAAGCCUCUCGUCCUCCACGCCUCCAGCAGAGCCGCACCUCCCUCAGUCCCCACCCACAUGCUCCCACAAGACACGGACGAGCUAUCCUCCUACGCGUCUUCUGGCUCUCAGAACCAUCAGCAGCAUGAGCAGCAGCAUAAGCCAGGCGCCUCUUCCUCCUCCUCCGCCUCCUCUGCUUGGUUCACUAAGGAAGACGCUGAUGACAUUCUUGGCGCUGCCGGGUUGUCAAGCGGGAAGCUUCCCUCGGGAAUUGCUGGAAUCGCGGCUGUAGCGGCUCAACUCGCCCGCGCUGCUACAGCCGCGUCCCCCCCGCGCCGUCCGCCAGGAGGGAGGGAAAGCGGGCCGGAGAGAGAGAGAUAUGAUCCCGAAAAGCAGUACCUGACUCAGCCUAGUGGCGUGCUGUCUGGGUUUAUUGAGAGGAAGUUUAAAACCCCUCCCAAGCGGCAGCAGCAGCAGCAAUACCAGCAGCAGACACAUGGAGGUGGUUUUGUUGGCGGAGGUACAGGAGCAAGUCCGGAAUUUGGAGUUCCGAAGCGAUCAGGUUCGGGAACUGGCCGAGCCAUCCUAGGCUUGGGAGUGUCUUCUGACCGCCCCUCCAGCUCCACCGGUCGACCUUCCAGCUCCGGUGGUCAAACCUCUGGUGCAGGCCUGGGUGCUAGUAGGGGGAGUGGUUAUAAAGGGGGCGGUGGGUGGGGGGGGAGUGAUAAAGGGGAGGAGGACGAAGGGUGGGGGGCAGAGGUGGAGACAGAUGAGUGGGAUAAGGGCAGCACGGGUGGGUGGGAGGGACUAGGGCUAGCAGCUGCAGUCUCAGUGAAACCCUCGAAAGGUGUUACCAGCAGUAGCACUGGUGUUACCAGUAAGAGUGGUGUUUCCAGCAGCAGUGGUGUUGCCAGUGGUAUUGCUGCUGGUGUUGCUGCUGCUGCUUCUGCUGCUGAUGCUGCUGGUGCUGAUGUUGAUAGUGACGAUAGUAGCAGCAGCGGAGGCUGGGAUAAUUCAGAUUGGGAAUCCUUAUCCCCUGUAGCUGCCACCGCUGCUGGUGGGCAGGCCUUGUCUUCUUCUGCCGCUGGUGGGCUUUCCAUGUCUUCUUCUGGAGCGAGACUGGCAGAAGACGUAAGGGGAAGGAGGGGCAGGGGACUGGGGGUUGAUUCCCUAAAUAGACCCAGUGACGGGGGAAGGGGAGGGGGAGUAGGGGCAGGGGAUGGGGAGUGGCGGGGCAACAGAGGGGGAGUUGGGGUGAAGGGGGGAAGCGGGGGGAGCGGGGAUUGGGGGAACUGGGGCUCGUGGGAUGGGGGGGAGACAAAGGCAGGGGGAAGAUCCCCCUCCUGGGAGAGUAAAUCCGGGGGAGGGGCAGGCGGAGGGGGCAACUGGGGGUGGGGAGCUUCACCCAGGGGGAGUGGUAUUGGGGCGGGGGGCGCAGGGCGAGGGGGAACGGGGGGAGGGGGGAUGGGGAGCGGGGGGAAGGUAGGGGCGGGCGUGCCAUUAUCAUCCAGGAAAAAGAGAAGGAGAGGAGUGAUUCUGUGUUGCCUGGUUAGUUCUGUAGUGAUGGUGGUGAUGCUGCUCCUGGUGGGGUUCAUAGGCGGAACUUUCGCUCCAGUCACACCAGACACAUCCCUACUCAACGGCUUAGCAACUAGGGAAGAGGAGGGUGCUGCUGUGCUGAGAGCAGAUGCUGCUGGCGCUGGGGCAAGCAUGGUGCAACAGAAGACUCCUGGGCUGCUGAGUGCAGGGGAAGGAGGAACAGGGCAGCAGCUAGAUCCGAGAACAGAGCAGGAAUCGCAGGGAGAUGGUAUGAGGGAGAGGGAGGUGGGGAGGAGAGGAGAACGCGGGAUGGAGAGGGCGGGAUUUGGGGAGGCUGGGACUGAGGAAGGUGCGGAUUCGCUAAGAGGUGAUCCGGUAUUGGAAGCAGCAGCUAGGCUCGUGGGGAAACGGUCCACAGCAGAAGAUGAGGAGCUGGAUGGAGAAGGGGCAACCGAGCAGGAGGUGGCGGGAGAGGGGCAGAUGGAAAGAGUGGGGAGGGUGGAAAGACAGGGGCAGUUUGAAAGGCAGGGGCAAGGAGAGAGGAGGGAGGACGAGUUGAGAGGGAGGGGGAGGGAUGCCGAAGGGGAUGAAGGCGAAAGAAAGGUGGAGGAGGGAAGGUUGGGGCAGUCAGAUAUUGAGAUGGCACAGGAGGAGGGGGAGAUACCAGAGGGGGAGGGGGAGGCGCUAAGGGAGGAGAGAGAAGGGAGAGGAAACGGGGGGGAAGCAGAAGAGACGGGAGGAGGCGAGAGGGAGGGAGAAGAGGCGGGGGAGGAAGAGAGGGGAGGAGCUGAGGGGGGGGAUCUGCAGCAGCAGCAGCUGCUGAGAGAGCGAGAGAUUGUGAAUCAAGGAGUUGUCACGGAGGGGGGAGGGAGCAAGUAUCGGAUCUUACAGGGGACUUUGACUCCAAAGGAGGCCAGGGCGUGGCCGGGCAGGCACAGGGUGCAUUGGGGCAGGCACAGGGCGCAGCAGGGGGAGUACAUGGUGCACUGGCGCAAGCACAGGGCGAGAGGAAUGCAGGCAUAG
Closterium sp. Naga37s-1 is the source of this 2760-nucleotide messenger RNA. The record is from the annotation of a GenBank genome assembly. NCBI's taxonomy places the organism in Eukaryota, Viridiplantae, Streptophyta, Zygnematophyceae, Desmidiales, Closteriaceae.